Messenger RNA from Thamnophis sirtalis, 1763 nucleotides. RefSeq lists its product as uncharacterized. Lineage: Eukaryota; Metazoa; Chordata; Lepidosauria; Squamata; Natricidae. The record is from RefSeq and is a predicted model, not a curated record. Gene Ontology annotation, molecular function: phospholipid binding; protein binding.
AAUUGAAGCUAUUGAAACAAAUGACUAUAGAAGAAAAUGAGCAAAUGACCACAUUGAUCAAAGUCCCCUCACUAAGAAGGCGACAUUCAGAUAGAAGAAGCACAAUGCCUGAACCAAAGAAAACUCAGCAAUUACCACUUAUGUCCUCAAUUCCCAAUUUAAGAGAUCCCUUCAAUGUCUCUCCUACCCAAAACUCCAAAGAGAGUUUGCAUCAAAUCAGUUCUGAAGAAGACUUGAGGUUGAUCAAUGAUUCUCCUGAACCAAGAGUGAAUGGCUUAGAAAAUUCCAUGCCAGAAACUGAGAAUUCUUUGUGUCCUUCAUUGACCUCAGACUUGAAUAACCAGCAAUCUGAUGUUGGAUUUUUGGAGUCACACCAUAAUGAUUUUAAUCCAUCAGAUGUGAUAAACAGUUGUGAAACUUCUACCUCUGAGUUAGAAACUAGUGAAAUGAAAACUCUGGAUGGUAAAGGAUCCCCUGAUGACUGCCAAAGUCUUCUGCACUCAGAUUUAUCACCAGAAGGAUCAGAAACUGCUCCCCAAAUUUCUGCAAAUCAAUACAUUAUGGCAGGUUUUCUAGAAAAAAGAGACCAGGUCUGUUCAAGAAGGAAAGAGGUAAAUCCAAAGGCAAGAGCUUGGAACACUUUUUAUGUUCAACUUCAAAGACAUAAACUUGACUUCUAUAAUGAUGAGAAGGAAAUAAUUCAGAAAAUACCUCCAGAUUUAUCACUGAGCAUAGCUGGAGCCAGGUGUGAGAGGCUAACAAACUAUCCCAGGAAAAAAUAUGCUUUCAGCUUAAGAACAAGUGGAGGAGAAGAAUACUACCUUGCAGCAUUGUCUCAGAAGUUAAUGGAGGAUUGGAUGUAUGCAUUAUGGAGUAACUUAGAUUAUAACAGCAAUCAGAAGGAAAUUUCAAUCAAUGAAAAUGUGGUGAAACCUCAGAUAAAACCUUGGAUUUCGGCAGCUGGAACUUCUACUCAGAAACAGACUAGCAAAAGUUUCCUUCUGAGGAGAACUCCUUCCUUCAAAGCUAAUCGAGAAAAAAGGCUUGCUGCAAGUUCUGCAGAAACAUUGACACAAAAUUACAAAACUCCUGCUCCAAAUUCAGAAGAUCCUGGCAGCAGAACUGAGCCCAUGAUGAACACCACAAAGUGUGUAGACAAUCUUGAUGCUGCAAAGAGAUCUAGAAUAGAGACAGAUCUCAAGAAACAGAAGGGGAUCUUUAAAUAUCUUUUCAGGAAGAAAUAGAAGCAAUACAGUUUGCUGGAAUUUCCUAAAGAUGCUAGGUUCUUCAGUUCUUUUCAUCCUAUUGUCUUUAUGAUUAAUUUAAGAGGUACAACUGAAAGAGAAAUCUGCACACUAUCUAUUGAACAGGCAUCCUACAAAAUGUACAUUUAUAUCUCUCCAAUAUUUCUGCCAAAAAUUAUAAACAAUUAUUACUUAAAUUGUCUAGCAUCAGUAAUUUAUAAUUGCAUGUAUUUGAAAGCCAUGAAAGUUUGGUGUUAAUAUUGGACAACCAUGAGUAUAUCAAUGCUAUCAUCAUCAUCAUUAUUUAGCAUGAACAUGAGGAGAGAAAGAUUUAUCCUGUUGUCCUAUUUUACCCAUUAAAGAUAUGAAGUGGUCUAGGGGUGGCUUCCAGCAGUCACUACUGCCGGUCCGCUCAUAGACGCGCCACCUGCGUGGGCACUUAAUGCAUGCUGCAUGCGCAGAGCAAUAAAAAUUGCUCUGCACAUGCGCAGAAGCAAAAAAGAAGAUGGCAGCACCUAU